GGAGUAAGCCACGGAUUGACCCAGCAGCACACCAGGCUUGGCAGCAGCGCAGGCAACGAGAGCGAGGACGACAACGGCCUAGGAUAGAGUGAGGACUUUCGUUAGAGAAUCGCUGGUUUUGCAACAGGAUUUGCAUUCAACUUACGUAUUUGAACAUGUUGAGGAUUUGUGGGUAGUUCUGCUUGUAAGCUGGAGACUGUUUGAUGUCCAACUGCAGUUGGCGUUGACUAUUUAUACCCUAAGAUAGUCUUCAACCUACCACAAUAGUGACUCAGCUAGCCCGCAAAUAACUGAAGUUGCCUUAAGGUCAAAUUGGGCUUGGAGUUGGGCUGGGGUAUAAAUAGUGGGCAGAAAAUCGUUAAGCGGCAUCAGACAAGUUCAAGAGUUCUCGAACACAACAAUUAACAAAAUGUUCAAAUUCACUAUUGCCAUCAUCUUCGCUUUCAUUGCCUGCGCUGCUGCCAAGCCAGGUCUGCUGCUGGGUCAAUCUGUAGCUUACUCCGCUCCGCUUGUGGCCGCUGCUCCUGCUCCCUAUGUGACUGCCACCAGUAGCCAGGUGUUUGCCCGGAACUAUAAUGGCAUUGCCGCUGCUCCAGUGAUCGCUCCUGUGGCCGCUCCAGUUCUUGCGAGAUACGCCGCUGCUCCCUUGGCGGCUCCUCUGGCUUAUCACGCGGCGCCUUUGGCCUACUCCGCACCACUACUGGUGUAA
Drosophila busckii is the source of this 709-nucleotide messenger RNA. RefSeq names its product cuticle protein 16.5-like. The record is from RefSeq and is a predicted model, not a curated record. Lineage: Eukaryota; Metazoa; Arthropoda; Insecta; Diptera; Drosophilidae. Bases 410 to 709 code for a protein of 99 amino acids. The transcript is spliced from 3 exons.